CUACAACAAGUUUACAUCCUUAAUUAGCUUCAGAGCCGAGUUCACCGUGCCACGAGGCCGGGUUACAUAAUUGGCACAAUUGUGUGCAUUAACAUAUUAUAAUAUAUACUAGUUUUAUUUAUCGAACAUAUAAGUGAUAGUAUGAUACUAUGUCGAAGCAAGGUAAAGAAUAUGUAUAUAACAUUAUUGUAUAUAUGUACACAAAUAUGUGUAUAAAAGCUUGAACCCAUCAGCAAGCUUCUUCACAAAAACCCAAAACAUAAGAUUUUUGUUUAAUAAAAAAAGAUGGGUUUCAACUUCAUCUCUCUCCUUUUUCUUCCACUUCUAUCAGUCACAAUCUUGUUGGGACUCGAGCAGGCUUUGGCUUCCGACAACACACUUCUCGAGAACACCAACCACCGCAACAGCACGGCGGACGGUGGGAUGUCGUCGCUGAGAGGGAAGAAGCAGAGGAGUGGAUGUAACUUGUUCCAAGGCCGAUGGGUCUUCGAUGCUUCUUAUCCUUUCUAUGAUUCGUUAUCGUGUCCAUUCAUCGACGGCGAGUUUGACUGUCUCAAGUUCGGUCGACCAGACAAACAGUUCCUCAAGUACUCAUGGCAACCUGAAUCUUGCACCAUCCCAAGAUUCGACGGUGCGGCGUUUCUGAGGAGAUUGAGAGGGAAGCGAGUCAUGUUCGUGGGAGACUCACUGAGUUUGAACAUGUGGGAAUCGUUGGGUUGUAUGAUACAUGCGUCAGUACCAAAAACCAAGACAACUUUUGUUAAGGGAACCCCACUCUCUACUAUCACUUUCCAGGAAUAUGGAGUGACGUUACACCUAUAUAGAACAACAUACAUAGUGGAUAUAUCCAAAGAGAAAAUAGGGCGUGUGCUUAACCUUGGAGCCAUUGAAGGAGGUGCUGAUGCUUGGAAAAACAUGGACGUCCUUGUCUUUAACUCUUGGCAUUGGUGGACUCACAAAGGCCAAUCUCAAGGGUGGGAUUAUAUUAGAGUUGGGUCUUCUUUGGUAAGAGACAUGAACCGUCUUGACGCUUUCUACAAAGGACUUACCACUUGGGGUCGAUGGGUUGAUCAAAACGUCGAUACCACCAAGACCAAAGUUUUCUUCCAAGGCAUUUCUCCCACUCACUACGAGGGAAGAGAAUGGAACGAGCCGAGGAAGAGUUGUAAUGGGCAAAUGCAGCCGUUGGAUGGAUCAAAUUACCCAAGUGGCCAGCCUCCAUCUGCAGGAGUUGUGUCCAAAGUGUUGAGUUCGAUGAAAAAACGUGUGUUCUUGCUAGAUAUCACCACUUUGUCUCAGCUGAGAAAAGAUGCUCAUCCUUCUACUUACGGUGGCGAUGGAGGAAAUGAUUGCAGCCAUUGGUGCCUCCCCGGGUUGCCUGAUACUUGGAACCAACUUCUCUACGCAGCACUUUCCAUGUGAACUGAGUAAAGUGCAAACACACACCUUCAUUCUGUAAAUUACAUUCUUGGAGGUGCAAAGAAUCUGACAGUUUGCGUUGGGUGGAGAGUUAAGUGAAGACUAGAGACAUAAAGAAGAUUGGAUUGUAAAGCGCCUUUAUAUUAUUUGGUACGGGAGAAGCAAUAAUCUUAAAUUGUCUAUAUAGAAUGUUGUGUGACUAUAUAGAAUGAGAUUAAUAACAAAAGAAACAUUCUCAAUAAUAAUACACUAUUUUGGUAA
This is a messenger RNA of Brassica napus (rape), 1680 nucleotides long. Its product is annotated as protein trichome birefringence-like 38. Gene Ontology annotation, molecular function: O-acetyltransferase activity. The transcript is spliced from 5 exons. The coding region runs from base 286 to 1422 and encodes 378 amino acids. Lineage: Eukaryota; Viridiplantae; Streptophyta; Magnoliopsida; Brassicales; Brassicaceae. Gene Ontology annotation, cellular component: Golgi apparatus. The record is from RefSeq and is a predicted model, not a curated record.